Molecule: messenger RNA, 934 nt
Organism: Aplosporella prunicola CBS 121167
Lineage: Eukaryota; Fungi; Ascomycota; Dothideomycetes; Botryosphaeriales; Aplosporellaceae
Exons: 4
Coding region: 331-885 (184 amino acids)
Source: RefSeq, a predicted model, not a curated record
GCGAACCGCGCCUCGGCUGGCCCAGCAGCACGAGGCCAGUCCCUUCACCUCAUGACGCAAUCUCCGGGGGAUAAAUCGCGGCACCAAGCAGCUCACUGGACCGGCCCGCGGGUGGGCCCGAAAAGGUCUGUGGGCCGUGGGCGCGUUUCCCCGCACAACCAACAACCUCACACAGCGCGUGUCAGAACCUUAACGCAGCCGCGCCGCCAACGCGGCACUUCCGUGGAACGCACCCGGCACUUUUUCCGUGCCGUGGGUUAUGUUACGCGCAUGGGUGAGUACGGAGACAUGUCGGUACCCGUUCUGACGAAGAGGAGGUGUGGGUGAUUCAUGCAUGCGUGCGUGUGUGCCCGGACGCGCAAUCCUGUUGUCGGAGGCUUGCUGUGUGGCAGGUUUCCGUGCUGCUGGGGGUUGGCUCUCAGCCGUGUGUGCCGAGGUGCGCUACCCGAUUGCUUCCAGGGAGCGCGCUCGGCGCGCUGGGCUGGCGGGGUGGCAUUACCGAGGUCGUUCGGGCGGGUGUGUUGGGUGUUUUGCCGGGAUCGGCGGGUCGGGCUGCUUGCGGAGGCGGGUGUGUCGUUGUGGCUGGAUAGGCUGUUGUGGGAGGGGGGAAAUAAUGAGACUUCUCUUGCUGAGAGGCUCUGUGGACUGGUAGGUCUUUUCCGCCCCUCAAUGAUUCUUCAUUCACUGCACAACAGAGCGGUCUUUUACGGUUUGUUGAUUUCUGGACAUUUUGCUAGCCUGAUCUUUAGACCACCGCAGUCCUUGUUUUCUACUAGUCUUAAAUUUAGGAGGCUCAGCAAACACCUCACCGACGUUAUUGCUCAUUCGGCUGCAGUUUUUCUUUAUGGUAUGGAUUGUUAUAGAAGCAGGAGCAAAGUUAACUAAUGAGGAAGGUGAUAUCGCUGAGAUCGCUUCGUGACCGCUAAUAGACGGG